Lacerta agilis (Sand lizard) is the source of this 1493-nucleotide messenger RNA. RefSeq lists its product as uncharacterized. NCBI's taxonomy places the organism in Eukaryota, Metazoa, Chordata, Lepidosauria, Squamata, Lacertidae. The transcript is spliced from 7 exons. The coding region runs from base 28 to 1365 and encodes 445 amino acids. The record is from RefSeq and is a predicted model, not a curated record.
CCACAGUCUUCUCAGCCAGCAAAAACUAUGUGUGAAGAACCUUGGUUUUCAAAGGCUGCCUGCGGGCAAAGGAAUUUCAGUAACCCAGAUGUAGACACAGCUUCUGGUCUAUAUUUCCAGCAGUUGAAUAGUCCAGACUAUAACAACCCACUUGGCAAGUCUCCCAAGGUCAGCGAUGACACAAAUUUCAGAAACCAUCGCAAUGAAGAGCCAUUGUUUGGGUUUGUGAAUAACAUAUUAGAAGCUACUGCUGGUGAAAGCUCUCGGCCCAUAGCAGCUUUGUUUGAAGAGGAGAAACAACACUUUCCAACGGCUCCUUCUGCCGAUUCCAGCCAUUUUUUUGGUAACAAAAGCAUCAUCGACCAGCUGUUUACAGAUUCAGCCAAUGCAAAUGAAAUAUCCAGAAUGCAUAGUCCUUACGAAAUGGAAGAAAUGCACCAGAUGUCAAGUUGUGCUCACAGGUGCCCUCCUGAAAGAGACCUCAGAGGCAUUUUCACAGCUCCAGAGCAGAUUUUCUUCCCAAACAGCCAGAGCUUAAAUGUAAGCACCCAGGAGUCCAUUAAUCAGCCAGGAUAUUACUGUAUUCAAGAACGAAAGCCUGUAAUGUUUUCUGAACAGCAAGAGAAGGCUAAAAACGUUGGAAAUACAGUGGGAUUUGAAAGCCAAAAGAGAAAUAUCAAGGUAGCAGACAGCAUGCAAAAUUGCUUAGAGAAAAGGAAGGCUGGAUGGGCAGAACAUAAUCUGAGUAACUUGCAGAUAUUUGGACUUGAACAGGAAGCCUGCAGUUACUAUGAUCAGCAUUCAAAGCAUGGAAAACAAAAAGAUGAAGAAUCUCAGCUAAGCAACCAGUCACCUAGUUAUUCUCCAAACCGAACAGAGAGCUAUGCCACUACUACAUCUGCUGAGUCUGAAGAGGAAGAGCAGGAUGGAAGAGCGUUGCGUUACUUUGAGAACAAUUUUGCAAGAAAUGAUGGCAAUCCACUUUCAGUUUCAGGAAAUCAAAAGCUGCAGUGCAGUUGCCAGUCAAUGGCCACGUAUUCCGUUUUCCUUGACAAGGAAACAACUGACAUUCAUCCCCAGGCAAAACCAGCCAGGCCUCUGAAAAGAGAUAUGUUGCGCAGAGCUCAAACACACAGAUCAUGUGAAAAUAAACAUGCUAAUUUAAAGGCGCAUCUCAACGCUUGGUCGCAAACAGAGACACGUACUGAAGAAAUAGAAAAAUCCGAUGCUGCCGUGCAAUGCAAUAUAAUGCAGGCUUGCAGCUGUAAUAAUGUGCCAUCCUCUGUCCAUAGUGCUGAAAUCACCACUUCCGCCAGCAAGGUAGAGACCACUGGAGGGCAGAACAUUCCUGCAGAUGAAAGCUGAAGUGCUGCUUCUGAGAAGCACUCAUUCGUUAAGAGUUAAGAGUUCGUCUCUUGAAACAGUAUGUACAUGGCAAAAUAAACUUAGGCAUUCUGGAUUACAGUAAUAAAGGGGAGGUGUGUGAUUAAAUA